AUGGCCGCGCUGCGCCACUGGAGAGCUGCGGAGUUUUACGCACAUGGGACCCCUCUCGGGGCGAUCAUGAUACGGAAAUUGGGCACGACAGAUGCCUCCUUGACAGGGUGGGGAGCCACUCAAGAGGGUAGAUCAGUGAACGGUUUGUGGCCGAUCUCACUUCGCUCAGCCCAUAUAAAUUACUUGGAGCUCCUCACUGUGUGGAAAGCUCUGAUGCAUUUCUCACCCCGCCUGCGGGGGCAUCAUGUGCUGGUACGCUGCGACAAUAUGACAGCUGUAGCGUAUAUCAACCGUCAAGGCGGCAUGCGCUCCUCCAGGCUUCACGCUCUGGCUCACAAGCUGUUGGGGUGCAGACCUUCUGUCGAGGGGGAACCCUCUGUACGGAGAGUGGAGGCUCCACCCCCAGAUAGUGGGACUGCUCUGGGAGAGGUUCGGCGAGGCUGCCGUCGAUCUCUUUGCCUCGCGCAAAAACGCCCACUGUCCUAUGUUCUUCACGCUUCGGGACGAGGACGCCCCCCUCAGAGUGGACGCUCUGGCUCAUCCAUGGCCCAGCGCGCUGCUCUAUGCUUUCCCUCCGCUCUGCCUGAUAUCCCCGACCCUGGCCAGGGUCACGGUGCAGGGUUUAUCUCUGAUCCUCAUAGCUCCCAGGUGGCCCAAGGCACCUUGGCUAGCGGAGAUAAUUCCUCUUCUGUAUGCGGGGCCGUGGCCCCUCCCGUUGCAUAUGGAUCUCCUGACCCAGGCGAACGGGGAGAUUUUUCAUCCUCACCUGGGCAGGGUGGCUCUCUGGGCCUGGCCCGUGAGAGGGCGAAUUUGAGCACGCUGGGGCUUCCCCCCCGUGUUAUCGCCACGAUUCAGAGUGCCAGGGCCCCUUCCACACGCUCUCUCUAUGAUUGCAAAUGGCGUGUGUUUGAGGCGUGGUGCGAGGAGCACCAGCUCGUCUCGUAUCUGUGCUCAGUCACUGAUAUUUUGGGUUUUUUAAAGGGCCUUAUCGAUUGUGGCAGGUCUUUUUCGACAAUUAAGGUCUAUUUGGAGGCUAUCGCUGCAUGUCAUGCCGGUUUCGGCGACGCUACGGUGGGGCAGCACCCCCUUAUCCGUAGAUUUAUGAGGGGCGCGCGCCGCUCCCUGCCGGUCACCAGGAGUGUGGUCCCGGAUUGGGAUCUCUCCUUGGUGCUGGAGGUGUUUGCCCAACAGCCUUUUGAGCCCCUGGGGGAUAUCUCCCUCAGGUUGCUGUCCUUCAAGACGGUGCUGCUCCUGGCUUUGGCUUCCGCCAAACAUGUCAGUGAUUUGCAUGCGCUCUCUGUUCAUUCCUCGUGCACCAAAUUCUCGCUUAGCGGGGAUAGGGUUUGGCUUAAGCCUAACCCGGCCUUCGUGCCUAAGUGCUUUCCAGCCUUCACUGGUGGUGGGAUUGAGCUCUCCGCUUUUCACCCUCCUCCUUUUUCCUCUGCAGAGGACCAGAGCUUGGAUGCUUUAUUCCCUGUGCAUGCCCUACGGGCGUACGUGGACAGGACAAACUCUUUUCGGGGGAGCGAUCAGCUCUUCAUCUCUUGGGCCCCGCCGAAAACGGGAAAACCCAUCUCUAAGCAACGCCUCUCUCGCUGGAUUGUAGAAGCUAUCUCCUUAGCGUAUGAGUCUAGGGGCGUGCAGCCUCCAGAUGGCCUAAGGGCUCACUCCACUAGAGGCUUGGCUGCUUCGUGGGCUCUGUUUGGGGGAGUUCCCUUGCAGGACAUUUGUGCCGCGGCGAGCUGGUCCUCUCCGCACACCUUUGUCAGGCACUACCGGCUUGAUGUUACUCGUACCACCGUGGCUCAUGCGGUCUUGAGUGUGGGCUCUUCGUAGCCACGUGCACUCUUGUCAGCCCUGUCCGCCCGGCCUGGCUGUGCAUGUUUUUCAGGCAUAUGGUCUUCUCCCCGCCAUACGCUCGGGUUGGUCCAUUUACAUGUUUAUUUACAUGUUCUUUUCCUGUAGGCUGCCCGCUUGUUGGACGUCAGCGAGGUUUUAACAUGCAUGUUGCCGUCUGCUGCUUUGUGACGUGCCGAGCACCACCUUUUUGGCCGU
Molecule: messenger RNA, 2055 nt
Organism: Tachysurus fulvidraco (yellow catfish)
Lineage: Eukaryota; Metazoa; Chordata; Actinopteri; Siluriformes; Bagridae
Exons: 2
Coding region: 1-1836 (611 amino acids)
Biological process (GO): DNA integration; DNA recombination
Molecular function (GO): DNA binding
Source: RefSeq, a predicted model, not a curated record